Capsicum annuum is the source of this 574-nucleotide messenger RNA. RefSeq names its product protein transport protein Sec61 subunit gamma-1. NCBI's taxonomy places the organism in Eukaryota, Viridiplantae, Streptophyta, Magnoliopsida, Solanales, Solanaceae. The transcript is spliced from 3 exons. The record is from RefSeq and is a predicted model, not a curated record. Gene Ontology annotation, cellular component: membrane; Ssh1 translocon complex. Gene Ontology annotation, biological process: protein targeting; post-translational protein targeting to membrane, translocation. Gene Ontology annotation, molecular function: transmembrane protein transporter activity. Bases 159 to 368 code for a protein of 69 amino acids.
GGGUUAGUUUAGUCAUUUCAUCUAACGUCACUCGGCAUUUGACGACCAAUAACUCUCUCUCUCUGAAUUUCAUUUAUACAGCGAGCGAUCCGAAGGAAGUUUUUCAAUUUCAGAUUCAAAAGAGAAAACCCACUAAUUUCGUUUCUCAGAUCCGAAAAAUGGACGCCCUUGAUACUGUUUUCGAUCCUCUUAGAGAUUUCGCCAAAGACAGCGUUAGGCUCGUUAAAAGGUGUCACAAGCCUGAUCGCAAAGAAUUUACCAAGGUUGCGACCCGCACGGCGAUCGGUUUUGUUGUGAUGGGAUUUGUUGGGUUUUUCGUCAAGUUGAUAUUCAUUCCAAUCAACAACAUCAUCGUUGGUGCUUCUUAACUGGCAUUGUGAAGGAGAAAUACAAGUAGAGAUGUAGAGCAAGGAAGAAAAGUGGUGCAAAAUCAUAGUUUCAUUUUGUGAUCCGUAGCAGUUGGUUAUGUAGUAUUAUUUCUGAACCGCCUAGUUUCUGGGACUUUGUCAUCUGAGUUGCCUCUCAGAUUUUGUAGACUUUACUGUUGAUGUCAAGACAUCCAUUUUUUUCAUUA